UUUGCAGCAUAGGGCGUAGUCGCCGAACCAGGAGGGAGCGGGCGGCCGAGGCAAGCACCAGAAGCGGCGGCAGAGAGAGGAAUCCGAAUACAAUAAGCGUUGCAGAGCCGCGGUCUGAGAGCAGCGCUCGGCAUCGUGGACCCGGGGCUGGAUGAACCUGUGGACAGUGGAGGCGUGUGGUCGGACGGGGACGCUCCAGAGAGCUGCAGACUGAGGAAGGACCUGGGCCGGUGGAGAACCAAGUGGGGCCUAGAGAUUGGGGCAGAGUCCAGAGAGAAGGGCAGGGCUGGAAGGCCUUGAGGUGGGUCCCAGAGGGCGAAAUGAGGCCGCCUUUGACAGGAGUUGCAAGAACACAGCCAAGAAAGUUGGCCUGAGUUGCGACUACUCUGAGCCAAGCAGUAUUGAAGCUUGUUUGGGAGACCUGGAACCCAGACUAUAAAUGGCCCAGAUAGGGAUUCCUAAAGGAAAGGCUUGGAGAACUUCCCUGGCUCUCCCAAGCCGGUUUUCCAGGCCCCAUCUGUGCUCUUUCCCAUGGACCUUACCUGUGUUGACAGCUGACGUUGAGCUCCAGCUGUACUGUCACCAGCCAGCACCAUCUCUCUCCCGUACCAGAAGCCACAGAAAGGAAUAUAAGGACCUUCUAUGAACAGCUCAAGCCAUAGCUCCCCUCCUCAGAUGGAUUCCAGCAGGUCUGAGGAAGAACUGCAGUGGAUGGAGCUGGUCUGGGAGGAGGCUCCAGCAGACAAGACAGAGGAACCUCUUAGCUCCCAGGUCUGGAGUACCCUGUUCCAGGCAGUGUGGUGGGGUGCUCCCAGCUUGGUGAUGCAGCUGCUGAGGCAAGGUGCCAGUGUGGAGGAGAGGGAUCACACAGGUCGGACUCCACUCCAUCUGGCUGUGAUGCGAGGCCACGUGCCUCUUGUACGCCUACUGUUACAGCGAGGGUCCCUGGUGGGUGCAGUUGACAACAAAGGGCACACACCACUGCACGUGACUGCCUGGCAUGGGCACUCAAAAGUGGCAGAACUAUUGCUGCGGCGUGGGGCCUCGGCAGUGGCAUGCUCUCAAAUGGGCCUCACGCCCCUGCACUGGGCAGCUGCGCUGGGCCGUACACUACUGGCUACAUGCCUUAUGGCCGCACCAGGUUUGGGCCCUGCUGUGAAAGAUAGAAGAGGCUGGACUGCCACACACUGGGCAGCUGCGUGCAGGCAACUGCCAGUACUAGAGCUGCUGACUGUUAGAGGCAGCUUAGACCUGGACAGCACCCUGCUGGUGUCAGCGGUAGCUGGAAGUGCAUCAGCCUUGCGGCUUCUCCUGGCACUGGGGGCAAAGGUGGAUGCCCUGGACAACACAGGAGCUACAGCGCUUGGCCUGGCAGCUGGCUUAGGCCACUACCAAGAUGUUGAGGUGCUGCUGGACCAUGGGGCAAACCCAAAUAUUAGGGACAGGAACAACCGAUCUGCACUGCACAGGGCUGCCACUGGUGGACACCUACCUGUUACACAGCUGCUGGUGGCCAACGGCAUUGAGGUAGAUUCUCGAGACUCCCUGGGCCUCACACCCUUGCACUAUGCUGCUCGGGGAGGCCAUGUAGAAAUUGUCAGUCAUCUCCUGGACAGGGGUGCACAGGUCAAUGCUGCUGGCUGGCUCCACAAGACACCUCUGCACCUUGCUGUGGAGUGUGGCCACAGCAGCACCAUAGAGCUUUUGCUGAGCCGAGGAGCCAACUCUACCUUGAGGACACAGUGGGGUGAAGUGGCCCAGACACUAUAGGGUGUCUGUACCAGGUACUGCCUCAUCUCCUUAACUGCAGAAAGACAAGAAA
Messenger RNA from Cricetulus griseus (Chinese hamster), 1822 nucleotides. NCBI's taxonomy places the organism in Eukaryota, Metazoa, Chordata, Mammalia, Rodentia, Cricetidae. The record is from RefSeq and is a predicted model, not a curated record.